Stegastes partitus (bicolor damselfish) is the source of this 1266-nucleotide messenger RNA. RefSeq names its product Ras homolog, mTORC1 binding (gene rheb). The record is from RefSeq and is a predicted model, not a curated record. The coding region runs from base 6 to 560 and encodes 184 amino acids. Gene Ontology annotation, biological process: signal transduction. Gene Ontology annotation, cellular component: membrane. Gene Ontology annotation, molecular function: GTPase activity; GTP binding. NCBI's taxonomy places the organism in Eukaryota, Metazoa, Chordata, Actinopteri, Pomacentridae. The transcript is spliced from 8 exons.
AGACCAUGCCGCUGCCAAAAUCCCGGAAAAUCGCCGUGCUGGGCUACAGGUCGGUGGGGAAGUCUUCUCUCACCAUCCAGUUCGUGGAGGGCCAGUUUGUGGACUCCUACGAUCCCACCAUAGAGAACACGUUCACCAAGACGAUGACGGUGAACGGCCAGGAGUACAACCUGCAGCUGGUCGACACGGCUGGCCAGGAUGAGUACUCCAUCUUCCCUCAGAGCUACACCAUCGACGUGGACGGCUACAUCCUCAUCUACUCUGUGACGUCCUACAAAAGCUUCGAGGUGGUCAGAGUGAUCCAUGAGAAGCUGCUGGACAUGGUGGGGAACGUCCAGGUGCCCAUUAUCUUAGUCGGGAACAAGAAGGACUUGCACAUGGAGAGAGUGAUCAGCUUCGAGGAGGGCAAAGCUCUGGCCGAGUCGUGGAACGCUGCCUUCCUCGAGUCUUCAGCCAAAGAAAACCAGACAGCGGUGGAGGUGUUCAGGAGGAUGAUCCUGGAGGUGGAGAAGAUGGAGGCGGGUCAGCCGGCGGGUCGGACUCCCUGUUCCAUGAUGUAGCUCCAACACCGUCCGGCGCUGCAGGCUGGACAGAACCUCCACUGUUGGUCUCAUGUUCUGGCCGGGUACACAAGACUCUGUUGAAAAAUCUGUCGAUUUAACGUUGUAACAACACACAACCCUGAGGCGUUGGGCCUCGACACACAAACAACAACAAGCACGGUUUUAUUGUCUUCGUACAAACUGCACAACACACAGACAAACUCAGGAUCAUGUUUUGCUGAAGUUUUCAGACUGAACUGAGAGCUAGAGUCCAGAACAUCUGCACCGAGCACAGCAGAGGUCGGUUAGCGAGCCGGGUUUGAAGUCCAUUUUAACAAUACGAAUCCAUUCAGUGUGUGUUUCUGUGAAGCUGAAUUCGCUGUAAGACUACGAGGACUUGUAACGUGGAUCGGGUCGAGUCACAAAGUUAACACAGCGGCUGAUUUGCACGACAACCUUAAAUGAACAGAUUUUCAGAUGGGGUUUGGUAUGAGGUCUGCUUCCUAUAACAUCCGUGUGACUCGUGAACCAGAACCUAUUCCAACAGAAAACCCUGCAUGGACAAAGAAAAUGCUGUUUUGAUUUGAAGCAUCUCUUCCAGAGUUUCAUCCUAUUUUCCUGGUGUUACAUCAGUUCUAUGUUUACAACCGAUGAGUUGAUCAUGCUGCUACCUGACCUCCCUCAACUUCUAGAUUUAAGAAAUUAAAACACUUUUUUUAUGUAA